CCGUCGCUAUACCCACAACAAAAAUAAGGCUAUUUUUCCUAAAUUUUUUUAUUCUGUGGUACUAUUAGAGAAAAAGAAAAUGUCGCGUAUUGGACCUAGUCUACCUCCCCACCUACAAAAAGCGUAUGAAAAUGACGCAGAUUCGAACUCCGAUGAUGCUGAUCUAUAUGGACCAGCACUUCCUGCCCAUUUGAGACAACCGAUGCACAACAAUGCAUCGAGUAUCUCUUGUGAAAAAAAAGCAACAAUCACUGAAGAAAGUGAAUCAGAAUCUGAUGAUGACAGAGUUAUUGGACCCUUGCCAGCAAACUGUGGGGAUUCUGAACAUAGUUCAUUUGUUGAUGUUGAACAAAGAUCCCUUAAAAUGAAAAGGAAAUUACUUGGGGCUGAUGAAGAUGAAGAAAGCAAACAGCCUAAAAGAGAAGACUGGAUGAUUGAACUUCCAGAGCUUAAAAGGAAAAAUUUUGGGUUGGGCCCACGUGCAUUCAAUCGGUCUGAAAAGCCAGAGGUUGUUGGCAGAGAUCAAUGGACUUCAACUCCAACUACCAAGGCUAGUAUAUCCAAAGAAAAAGAUGAUUUUGAUGGGGAAAUGAGGAAGCAAUACUUAGAACAAAAGAGGAAUCAGAAGCUAGAGAAAGUUGUAGCAGAGCAUGAUAAAACUAAGAGAUCUGAGAGUCUUCUGAAGAUGCACCAAAAAGAAUUGAAAAAAAUGAAAGACAAUCUUUCCAAACCUACUGAAAGGAAACCUUUUAAUCGGGACGAAGAUUUAAAACUCAACAAGCUUGACGACGCAAAACGAAAAUCAUUGAUAAAAAAGUCUCAUGAAUUAAACUCAAAAUUCAAAAUCGGAAACCAAAAGUAUCUUUAGGACACUGGCAGCUUGAUCACAGCCACUGUGUUUGAGCUGAUUUCGGAUGCUUGGAGUAUAUCGUUGUGGCUUGAACUGUAACUCAGUUAAUUUCGAAACAUGAGACUUUGAACCACAAGUGAAA
Messenger RNA from Daphnia carinata, 992 nucleotides. RefSeq names its product GPALPP motifs-containing protein 1-like. The record is from RefSeq and is a predicted model, not a curated record. Lineage: Eukaryota; Metazoa; Arthropoda; Branchiopoda; Diplostraca; Daphniidae. The transcript has 3 exons. Bases 80 to 868 code for a protein of 262 amino acids.